CCGCCGCCGCGGAGCCCACCGGCACCACCGAGCCCGCCGAGACCGGGGCUGGGGACCGACCCGCCGCUGUGUCCCCACCGGGAGCUGCGGCGCGGAGCGCAGCCCAGGCAGCCCCCAGCACCCCUCCGGGAGCCAUGGCCCAGCCGGGCAGUGAGCUGGGGUCCCCGCCGGCGGCACCCACAUCCCCUGAGCUGGAGUGCCAGAUCUGCUACAGCCACUUCGACGCCCGUGCCCGCAGGCCCAAACUGCUCCACUGUGGCCAUCGCCUCUGCACCCGCUGCCUGCGCAGGAUGGUGUCUCCGGGUGAUGCAUCAACCCCCCAACUCCGCUGCCCCUUCUGCCGCCAGCACAGCCCAGUGCCCGGCGGGGACGUGCAGCAGCUGCAGGAUGAUGGCGAGGCACUGGCACUGCUGACAGGCCAUGAACGGGCCAAGAAGAGGGGUCCCCCACGAUCCCCAGAGGUCCUCCUUUGCCCUGGCGUGCUGGAGCCCACAUCCAGCCCUGACUGCCUGGUUGUCACCAUCCUGGAGGUGCCAGAGGAUGUGGCCCCACCGGAGAGCCUGGGCAGGCUGGAGGUGGUGCGGCUGUACCACCCCACCAGCCUGGGAGUGCUGCCCUGCCACGGCCCUGGGCAGAAGUGCCGCGCCUGGGGGUGGCGAGCCGUCCCCCGCUUCAUCCUGGGCGUCCUCUGCCUCCUUUACUUCAGCUCCCUGCCCUUCGGCAUCUACCUCCUGCUCAUUGAGCACCACAGCCUGGGCAUCAUCCUGGUCAGCCUUGUGCCCUCCACCCUCCUCCUCUGCAUUGUCUACAGCCUCUGCCAGUGCCUGUGCCUGGAGGUCUUUGGGUUCCCCCACUCCUGACCCUGCCAGGCCAACCCCUGUGCCUGUGCCAAGGAGGGUUUGGGUUCCUUGGAGUGUUGUCCCUUGGGGUACAGGUGUUCCCUGAUCCACAGCAUGCUCUGCCUGGACCACAGGGAGAAGCUCAGUGCCUGGUGCCUUCCCAUGCAGAACAGCACUGGAAUUUCCAUGUGGGAGCCUACACCUGAGUGGCUGCAGGAGCUCAUUGCAGCCUACAAGCAUUUGGGAUGGACCCUCAGCUCCUCAACCUCUUCUUCCACAGUGGACAAAGAGCAGGAGCUGGGCUGAGAGCAGAGCAGCAGCCGGGAGACUAAUCCCAACUGAGGCAGGGCGGGUGCUGGGCGCUGAGCGCCGCGGUCGGAGGGGCCCCGGCAG
Molecule: messenger RNA, 1232 nt
Organism: Corapipo altera (White-ruffed manakin)
Lineage: Eukaryota; Metazoa; Chordata; Aves; Passeriformes; Pipridae
Product: E3 ubiquitin-protein ligase RNF182-like
Exons: 2
Coding region: 135-860 (241 amino acids)
Source: RefSeq, a predicted model, not a curated record